AAGUUUUCUCGCACGUUUUGUGGAAAGAAUCUUUUUUAGUGAUCUUCGUCUUCCAGACUUCAAGUGGACACAGGUUCGUCCCCCAUAUCCUGAGACUAGUGCCCUGUUCAUAGCAAAUCACCUCCGGUGUGGCGGCGCUGCUCAGCUGAGCAGCGUUGGACGCUGACCAUGUCCUGAACUCAGCGACUGCACUAACGUGCAGAGUUUGUUUCAUAGUACCUGUGCCUGUGAGUGUGGGAGAUUUCGUUUCCUGAUUGGUGUCGUGGACCACCAUGGCCUACAAUCCCAACCCUGGCGAUGUGUUCAGGAUUAAAAGGACCACCGACCCACCCAGAGGGCAGAACUAUUUAGGUGUGCGCCAGGGAGAAAUGGUUGUGUUCAAGAAGUACACAGCCAGGUCGGAGCAGGGACAGAAACUCGGCCUUGGACCAGGUUGGUGGAAGGUGAAUGUGCAAGGAGUGCGCUCGAAAGCUGGUAAUCGUUUCGUGGCAGCGAAUAAUUGUGAGCUUGUGCAGCGUUCGGUGCCUGGGAGUGGGAGCAACCCGACUGCCUCGAUGAGCCCAGAUGGAAGCCAUGAGGGUGCGUUGUCUGGAAGCUUUGAUGGUGGUGCUGCGAAUGCUGGAGGUACUGCUGGAGCGAGUGGAAGAGGAUUUCAGGAAUCGGGUGAUUACCCUGGAGCCGGUUCGCAGCCCCGUGACUCAUCCGCUGCUACUGCUGCUGGCGGUGCAGGUGAUCGUGAUCAGGCUGAGUCGCGCGCACGUGACAUGCACACCACGCACCCAGCCCCAGGUCCGUCUGCAGGUGGUUUGGGUCAACCCACUCCUGCCCGGCUUCUGGUUCGUGCAGCGCGUGACAUCGAAGGUGACCCAGCCAAUAGUAUCUUAGGUGCAAAGGAAGGCGAUGAAAUGCAUAUCAUCUCGGAAGCGACAACUGACGGAUGGUUUGAGAUGGAGCGGUUAGCCGACCACAUUGUGGGCUGGUGUCAUACUGAUGAUGUAAAGGUUGUUCAAGCUGGAACUGGUUUUAAUCCCAGUAGCCUGGAUGGUCACUCCGCAACGCCAGGGGCAGGCAAUGAUCGCAUGGGUCAAAUUCCCGAGGGUGCACAAGGCGGUACCGGUUGGCAGAUGCUGCAGGGAUCAGAUGGUAAUGUGACACCUCGAUCCCAGGCAGAUGAAGUCUGGCGACAAGACGUAGUGACUGCACAGCCAUUGCCAAGGCAACGCGCUAUGUCCGACAGCAGCUGGCAGCAGCUGGACGCCCCUACCACUGGCCCGGCAACGCAGCAGACGCACCCUUCUGCAAAUAGUGAGGAAAUGAGGAGCGGAGCGUCACAGCAACGUGGUAUCUCUGCUGGCCCUCAUGGCCACCGCCACCCUGACUCUCGACUAGCAGCCGGCACGACAAGGCCAAGUCAAGACUCUGGACGGCGUGCAGCAGCAGCCGUGGCUGACAACCAGCUAGGUAACCGCGGCGUCACGCAUGUUCCUACCACAGCACAUGCCGUGCAAGGUGCAACCAUGCACGCACAAGACGUACAAUUGCAACAGCAGCAACGACAGCAGCGACAGCAGCAACAGCAGCAGCAACACAUACAGUUGCACUCGCAACAGCAGCAGAGACGAGAUCACCAGCCACAGGAGCAGCACCAGCAUCCGCCUCCACCACGACAUUCACAACAGCAACAGCCACAGACUGGCGUUCACCCGGAUUCUGGUCAACAACGAGGUCAAGGUCAGCAAUCUGCUCUGUUGAAAGUUCUUGCUGAUUACACAAGUACGGUGGGUGGAGAUAUUUCUGCUCAGGCUGGUGAUGAAUGCUAUGCCCGAACUGCCCCGGACAGUAAUGGAUAUAUUCAAAUCAAGUUGCUCAAGACAGGCAAUGUUGGCUGGAUUCCAGCAACAUACGUGGAAGAGAGUGCGAGCCAGGAACGAGGGAAUCAAACAGCAGGCCAAAGUGCAGGUCGCCAUGAUAGGAUCCCUGAGGCACAGCAAGCAUCGAAUUCUGGUGGGUUACAUCCUGGUGGGGUAAAUCCUGGUGGGGUAAAUCCUGCCGCCGUUCCAUCGUCUACUGUGUCUACGUCCAGAAGGAGAGCCCGAGUUGGUCAAACUGCUUCGGCUGAUCAUCUAAACACGCAUCCACACCUUCAGCCGAAAGUGGGUGCUUUCCGUGACGAAAACGUCACUGUCAUUGGCGAGUCCAGGGAAGGGUUCUGCUACAUCAAGCUACAAAGGGACGGCAGCGCCGGUUACUUUCCGGAGAAAUACCUCAUCAUCCAGUCACAGCUUCCGCGGACACCCACUACUCCUAGUGAUGCAGGCAGUGGUGCAGGCAGUGGUGCAGGUAGCGUUGCAGGCGGUGGUGUAGGCGGUGGUGCAGGCAGUGGUGCAGGCAGUAGUGCAGGCAGUGCUGCUCGUGGUCAUGGAUACGAUACUAGAUCACGCACACAGCAGCCAGAGCAGCAGCAGCACCGAAACCAACAGCAAGGUGCUACGGAGCAUGUCCGUGAAUUUGCCUGGGCAAACGCCAACGUGUAUCCCGACUCAUCCGUCAGGGAUCCAGUGGAGUUGUAUGCAGGUCAGAAGGUCGGGAUUAUCCGAGGUCCGACUAACAACUGGUAUCGUGUGCGUGUUGAGGAGACAGGUGAAAUUGGCCAUGUGUACUCUGACUACAUCACAUUUACGGAACCGCAGAAGCCUUCACCGAGGCAUGGAGGAACAGUGGAGGUGAAUCCAGAUGUGAAGCAGGCCAGGCUCCUCAGAGACGUGGCAUUCUUCGAAGACUACUUGAAGCCAUUCGCUCGACAAGGAGAAAUUCUCAUGUUGAUCGGAGACUGUCACGACCACUUGUACAAGGUGAUGAAUGAAAGCGGUGCAGAAACAAAGGUUUUUGCCAAUGCUUUGAAAAUACUGCAGCCUGCUCAGCUCCAACGCGUAUUGGAUGGACAACAACUCGCUCAGCCGAGAACUGAUCAAGUCCAAUUUCCAGUCCAGUGCCGCAUUAUUGAUAAUGUGUAUAGCGAUGAUGCACACGCAGGUUAUCUCAAUGCGUAUCGUGGAGAUAUGGUGACUGUCACGGGUCCUGCCGGAUAUGGUGUCUAUCGUGCACAGUCCGCAUAUGGUGAAAUUGGUACUGUACCUGCGUCCGCUGUUGACCUGCCGUAUGCGUCUCGUCAAACACAAGAUCGCGGGCAAUCUGUGGAUUUCAGUCAAGGACGUGAGGGUACCAAUGCCUUACUGAAUUUCUUUGGAAUCCGAGGAGGUUCGAGCCGCAGCAGUGCCAUCUGCAGCAAAUACAACGCUCUACUGCAGAAUUUCUACCAGAAUGGAGACGUGUGUGUGCUGGAUGUGCACAACGUCUUCAAGGCUCACAACCUGCAAGAGGCCGCCGACAUUCGUCAAAUCUGCACGAUGAGUAGCAUGUUCAUUAAGCAAACCGACGACCUUCACCAGUGCUUCAAGCUCGUCACGAUCAUCCUGAUGGAGAUCGGCCAGCGCGCAACUGUUCACGGUGUCCUAGCCUCUCAGGAGUACAAGUCCUUUGUGGAACAGUGUGACGAAGUGUCCAAAGGCCUUCAGGAAGGUUUUGACCGUGACAUCUUGGGACCAGCAGCUGGGGACUUGACAGCGUGUGGACGUGACUUUCAACAGUGCUUCGGCCAACGCCGCGACCUGAUCUCACGGGUCAUCACCAGCCUGAUGGGUCACUGCCGGGAGACGAACGUCUAUCUCAUUGUCUCGCUGAUUGCUUUGGACUUCUGGAUGGGCUCCGUGUUUGACUGGAGACUGGAAGGAAGGUGGCUGCGCUACAUGGAGGCGUUGGUCUGGAAAUCAACGGGGGUGCCCGGCAAUGCCUUCCUCUCCGUUCUUGCCGCAAAGGAACUCGACCACUUCUUCUCCAUUCCGUUAGACGCAGAAGCCCUGCUGGCGUGUGUUGGACAGUUGUACAACUCUCACAACAUGGACGAGAGCACCGCCGUUCUCAUCUGGACCAAACUGGUGGUUCUCAAGCUGCACGAGUCGAGAGAGAACGUGAAGGCGUUUCUUCAUCACAUCAGUCGCCACAGCACAGCCAGGCGCAAAGUACUGCCCUUCGUUCUUGCCCACGCAUCCACCAGCAUUGGUCCUGAGAUCGCCCUGGAAUUCUUCAACGCCAUGCAACUCGGUCUUGAUUUCGACAUGGCGGCAAGAGCGGCCAACCAGGCUGUUACGAAUCUGAGCCAGGCUGAUAACAUCGACGGUUUUCUGACCAUCAACAAAGGCUUAGUUGACUACUGCUUCCAGAAUGGUGUGAAGCCAACAGUUGAUCAGCUGCUGAGGACGAUCACUUCGAGCACAGCCAAUCGCAGUGCACUGAGCGCUGGUAUCAUUCUCUCGAUCACCUUCCUGAAAGGAGACGCUCGCCUGAAAGUGAACGAGUCUCGUCAGGAAUACAAGAGACGCUUGCAGGUAAUGGACUUGCUGAAUGCAGUAGCGAAACAGUCGAAGAACACACUGAUCAAGGAGUACCCAGAGGUCAUUCUCAACCUGCAUGCCAAAUUUGGAAGUGACAUUCGGAACACAGUGGGAAUCAUCGAUUCAUCUCCUUUGCUGAGUCAGUUUGGAGGAUUUUCAACCGAUGUGCCAUCUUCAGCAGCCAGCGUCCUCGCCAAUAUGAGAUUCUCAGAGAAAUAUUCUGUGAAGGAAUUCCUCCAGGAGGCAGUGGAUGUGCUUAACCUGACAACCGACCGGCGUAUACGCGUUUCACCGGACAGCGCCUCAACUCUCCUGUGGAUGGGUUACUGCUAUUCUGCCCGCAAUCACCUGGCUAGUCUUCUCCAGGAUGGAGUUUCCAUCGCUGCUGGAUACGCUGAGAUCGUCUCCAUGCCAAAGAAGGUCCGGCAGAGCCGCAGUGAGCCAGCUACCCUGGAAGCCAUCUUCUAUUCAACGGUGCUGGAUGUUCUGCAGGUUUACGGCCCUAUCUGGGCGGUCACUGGAGUGGACAGCAUCAUCCUGAAGUGCUCGCACGUCUACUCGCGACAAAGCCAGGCCACGUCUUGGGCAAGGAACCGAAUGUCCGGCUAUGUUAGCGCUGUCUCAGAGCUUGACCGUCUUCAGAUUAGCAUGAUAGACCGCAGCUACACCAAAGCAGAGUACAAUCGUCUAUCGGAGUCACUUUCUGCCCUCAACACUAUGUUCGCUGCGUGCGGAUCAGAGCGCGUUCCGCGCCUGCCCAAUCCGGAUGACGUCAUCCAGCGCAUGAAGAAGAAUCAGAAACUGGCGGACUGGCUUCAUAGCCGAUCUGUUCCGAAUGCAGGUGAUGCUGCGCAUGACCUCGACGUACUCUCGACCAGCAGCACCGCAACACUCUGCGUCAUGGAGAAGCGUGUUGACGAAGUGUGGAAACGCUUUGGCGAACCGCUGCGUGACCAGGUGGCAAGCGACUGCCCCGAAUCGCUGGUGCACUUCAUCCUCUACUUCAGCAGCAACAGCAAGAUCUUCGAUGACAAGAGCCAUACAGAGUACGACAGCAGCUCUUCCAUGCAAGAUAGAGCCUGGGUCAGGCGUAUUCGCAAUGCAAUCAAGCAAGCCCACGGCACGUUCACAAACCUGCUGAACGGCAUAUCCGAGUAUCGCAUCAUCCGACGCAUCCUGGAGAACUUGCAAGACGUCAACUUGACGGAAGAGCUGGCCUUGAUCCAGGCGUACCCGCCAUACCAGCGCUUCCAACGGCACGGCAGCAGUGCCGGACACAUCACUGUGGCCGUUGCCAUCAUUGAGCACCUGCGCAAUGGACACGUCAACGACAUCAAGAAUGUGCUGAGCGACAUGGGGAUCGUAGACGACGGUGAUUCCGACAUGCUAUACCUGGAACGUCUUGGCACUUCCAUCUCCGACGAGAGCACGCUGGCAAGCUUUGCGCAGGAGUACGAGACACUGUAUCAGCUGUUUGACGGGCUACAAGCCGACCAUUUCAAGCUCUUCAAGGAAAUGGCGUCGGGCAACUGUGAUAAUAUCCGCAACUUCUUUGCGACUGACUACCACUCGGACGAUGGCCGACGAGAAUUCCAGGCGAAGGUAGACCACCUGAACAUGCGCAUGCAGCGUGACUCGUUCAACAACAAUCUAUUGUCGUCGCUGCUCGACACGCACAAGAUCAUGAGUCCAUUCUUCCCGCUGAGCCAGAAGAAACCGCUGAGGGCUAUUUUGCAGGCUGUGGCCAACAUCCGUGUCAACCUGCACAAUGUGAAGACCUGCAAUGAGCAGACGGAUUGCAUCAUCGAACUGUUCAAGAAGGCUAUUGCCAGUGCCACUGAGACCACCAUCGAUCAGCUCACCAAGCUCUCCUCUGGAGGCAAUCUAACGGUGGAGCUUGGCGCCAUGUCAUGCAGCUCCUCUGUUUUCUCCUUCUCGUAUCAGUACUCAAGCGAGAUGACUCAGCAGCCGGCCAACGGUGAACAGCAGCGUCACGGACACAGCGGUGUCAUGAAGGAGCGAGAAGUGAAGGAUUUCCGCAGCAACCUGCAGUACCUGCGCUCCAUGCAGGGAGAGAACGACAUCACGGCGCCGGGACAGAGCCAGACCAUCGGACGCAUGGCCAACGACUUUGCCGACGUGCUAGCCGUGGUGGACAAAGUCAUUGAGCUGCUUUUUCACCAUGAGGAGGAAGGUCACCCUGAGUACCAGAAUUGCUUGGUAACCUUUUCAUUGGACAAGGAGGGAUUGCAGAGGAAGGCUGCAGAGCUGCAGGAUCAACUAUCCGAUUGGUCGAAGAAGCUGGCGGAAGUGCGCAGACAAUGCCGCUUGCUCCGCCUGUUUACAAACAAGGACAUCGCCACCAUUCUUGCACUGUACACGCCUGAGACUGGGCGCCAAGCAGCACAACAACUUUGCACUGGACGGAGCAUGCGCGAGACUGCCAUCUUCAAAUUAGCCGACAUUAACUUGGAGCAAGACGCACCACGCGAGGACAUUGUCAAUAUAGCAGCUAAGCUGGUGAGCAACUAUGUCCGAUCUUUGUCAAACAUUGCACAGAUCAAGGAAGGCUGUGAUUUGGCUGACUGCAUCAGCAAGUCCAUGGAAGAGAGAAGCACCGACUACGACCGCAUUAUGCAAAUGUUCCGACGUCUCUUGGAGACGGAACUGGUACUCCGUGAGACCAGGCUACCCAGCCAGCAGGGCAAGCAGUAUAUCUGUGCUGCUGAGCGGACGGACGCCAGCAAAGGCAAUCUGAGCAACACUCUUAUGCUGCUCUGCACCAUCUUCCUGUACAAGCACAAGUGUCUGCCGUGCACUGGACAGGUCCUAUUUUGCUCGGAGCGCACAAGCAACAGCGAGCUGCAGGCUUUCUUCACUCGGAUUGCGGCGUUCCCGCAGCUGAUAUUCGCCAUGGUGGGAGUGGAGCUACUGGGCUACAAUGAACGUAGUCUACUGCUCGAGCAGCAGCAUCAGUUCGACACUGAUCCCACCUUCAACAGCGUGGUCUACUACAUCUGCCUGGAUCCGACUAUCUGCUCCUGGUGGCCUCAGUCGUACGUGACUAGUCUUCAGCUGGCCUCUCAGCCCAUUCGUGCGCUCUCCGACUGUCUGAAGUCUCUGCUCGGACACGGUCAAUCGCGGCCAGAGCUGACUGCUGUGGUAGGGAGGUCAGGCAGUGGCAAAUCGCACUACAUUGUCACCCAGCUUCGGAGCGACCCUGGCGCUAUGGCUGCCACUGUGGCUGUUUCUGGCUCAGGAGACACGUCCAAUGUGAUCAGAAAGCUGUCUGCACUGGACAAUAAAUCCGCAGUGUUCUUCAAUCUUUCGAGUCAUGUCGACAUGGACUAUAUCAAUCGUGUCUUCUUUGAACUGAUUGUAUGCGGCACACUGGGUGACCCAGAGUUCUCAGCACUGUUCACCCUACCGCAGACUUCCUCCUGGAAAUGGUUCGUGGAGAUACCUCACUGUGAGGACAAAGACGAUCCCAACGCAACCUGCGAAUCUCUGGCUAAGAGAGACUACCCUAUGAUCAGCCUGCUGUCUGAGUUCCACACUGUCACGGAAAUGAACAACCCCAUUCACAUCGGUCAGCAAGAGCGGCGCAUGGCUGCCAUACUGACAUGCUACUACCAAGGACGACUCGAUCCACCUGUGGGCCAAGCUGAUCAAGGCGACGAGAUGUGGCAGAUUGCCAAGGGAGAAGUGCUGGACGACAAUGAGUGCCGAGUUCAAUUGCAGCGUCUAUUCUCGGACAUGAAGUUGACCAACUCUACCAAGAUGCAUCAGAUGGCGUUCUUGCGCUACCUAUAUGAUCGGCUGGAGCUCUUUAACAGAGUUGUAUUCAUUUCCAGUGUGUCGUUCAUGUAUUGGAACUUGGCCACCAAAGCACUGCUGCACUUCAUGAGAGAAUCGCACUAUCUUGGCACACGUGGUCUUGAGUGCAUGUGGCAGAAGUGCAAGCAGUACUUCCUGAUUGCUGAUCCCACUGGUGGAAGCUUUGCUACCUUGGAGCCGCCUGAGCGUGCACAGCUCCCAGUGAGCAGUACAAUGCUGCUGCAGCGUGACGGAAAGGAGAAGGCACUGCUGGCAAUCGAACUGGAGUCGGAACCGGCUGGCUACCUGAGCUGGGCAUUUGGUCUAUCUAUGGACAGAAUCAAAUACCUACUCGAUCAGAAGCAGUUCGUCUUGACCAGAGACUUUAUGUACAAGCUACUGUUGAUCAAUGAGCGUAAGAAGGCUCGUCUUCCUCUGAUCAUAGAAGGAGAAACGGGAGUUGGAAAGACGUUUCUUCUUGAGAUGUACACCAAGUUCAUGAACUAUGAAGCGGCGUACAGCGCAGAGCGGGAGAGUGCACCGAGACCCAUCUCCCGUUGCUGUGGUUGGAUUUGUAAGCUCGUGCUCGGUGGCCUCUGGAAAACAAUGAAGAAGGAGUCACGUAUGUGGUUCGCUGGUAAUGAAAAUGAAACCUAUCCACAGCAGAAGCAUCUUGCUGCAGAACAAGAGGAGCGCCUGAAUCACGAAUUUUUUCACACCCCAGAACAGCUGGGCACCUUUUGGAGAGAGCUUUUGGAAGACCAUUUGGACGAUGAGACACGCAAAACUGCAAUCGAUGGCCUGUCCAAUCAAGUGGAGGUGUGGUUGAAGAGGUUUCCCAUCCUCAAGCCAGUCGCAACUGUGAAUGAGUUGCGUGGGAAGAGCAGCCUUUCAACCGUGGAAAGUGCAGAGCUACUAUCGUCCUAUGUCUCCAGUCCCAUUGAAAACCUCUUCUUCAAGCUUCUCAUCCAUCCAGGUAUCUCCAAACAGGCUCUGGUGGCGUUCAUGGAGGCGCCGAGGGUUCUAGCAGCGCGAUGUCCUGACCAAGAGGUUGUGGUGUUCUUUGAUGAGGUGAACACUUCCAGCUGUCUCGGUGUCUUCAAGGAGAUGCUCAUUGACAGAAUGCUAGAUGGCAAGCCCAUUGAAGACAACAUCUUCUUCAUCUCGGCUAUCAAUCCAAGCCUUGCCAAACCUGCCGCCCGGGCAGUUGCUUCAUCAACACCAGCACUGCCCUCUGCAGCUGGGCAACAGCCUGAUGCGAACGCAGAUCUCAUCGACGCAUUUCGCCAGGUGUACUUCGUCCAUGAUCUGCCGGAAGUCAUGAACCAGCUGAAGUGGGUCUAUGGCAGUUUGAGCACGGAGCAGGAGCUGAAGGAAUACAUUGCGGCUAAGAUCGACGUUCAAAAGAACCUCAUUGUGAAGACGGACAGUACUAUCGUCGAGUUCAGUCUGGACUUGAAGAAGGCAUUUGCGUCCAUUCUGCUCCGUGCCCACCAGUACUGUAUAUUGUUCCUUGGCAACAGUUCAGUCAGCCAGCGUGAUAUUCAGCGAGUGUUCCUUCUGAUUCCGUUCUUCUGGCACGUCGAAGAGAACUUGAUGAAAGAACGACAGAAGCAACAGAGCUAUGCUGCCAUCACGAAUGUCAAUACAGUGCUGAAGAAGAGCAUUUCCCUGGCUAUCGCUGUGGUCUACUACUUCCGGCUGCCACGCGAGCCAAUCAAUGACCGCAGCAGCAUAUCUCAUGGUGUCUGCCGUUCCGGUUUCCAGCACUAUCUGCACAGCGACCAAACAGGCAUAGCACAGGCACACAUGUACGAGCUCGCUGAUCUGCUUGCAGUGUGCCCUAAGUGCUCUGAUCCACAGUACGAGGGCGUGUACGCGUUGCGAGCGAACAUCGACGAGAUGAUCAAUGACUUUGUGACACGCGAGCACUUCAGCUUGCCGGAAGGCGUUGCCCUUACCGAAGCUCUGAAGGAGAACAUCUUCUGCACAGUGGCGUGCAUCCAGACGCGCAUCCCUCUUGGAAUAGUCGGUCAGCCAGGCUCGUCCAAGACGCUGAGUUUCCACAUUGUCAGAGACAACCUCCGCGGUGAGCACUCGGUUCGGCCUUUCUGUAAGCAGUUUGUGGCGAUUGACUCUUUCUUCUACCAAUGCUCGGAGCAGUCCACUUCAGAGCAGGUGGCCAGUGUAUUUGACAAUGCAAUCGAGAGACAGAACUUCUACAACCAGCAGGCGAGCCAGGAGCGGGAGAAUGUGCGCCGGAGCCAUGUGAAGUUCGUCAACAACGAACCUGUGGUGAAGGAAGUUGUCAGUGAAGCUGGAGCACAGCAGUCCAAGGUGUCCACCCACUGUGUAGUCUUCCUUGAUGAGGCUGGACUACCCACAGAGGAGAAGAGCAAGAUGGUGCUCAAAGUUCUUCACCCGUAUCUGGAUGACCGCAAAGUGGCCUUUGUUGCUCUGUCUAAUCACUGGUUUGAUGCAGCCAAUGCCAAUCGGAUGGUAACGCUGUAUCGCUCACAGGCCGACCUGAAGGACCUGGUGGCGCUGGCACUUGGCUGCAUCAAGCGAGGAGGCCCACAGGCUGGCGAGGCUAGCGCCAGUAAUGACGAGCAGCUGUACAUCACUGGCCUGUGCGAGGGAUAUCAGGACGUGACCCGAGACACAGCCUUCGCCAAGCUCUUCCAUCACCGAGACCUGAUCUACUUGCUUCGGCAUCACUACCGCAAUCAGCUCCUCCACAACAAAAGGCAGAUCCCGCGAAAUCCGAAUAUCUUGCUCGAAGCUCUGGAGGAGAACUUUGGUGGAAUGGUGAAUCCGGAUGACUUCUGUCGGCUGGCGGAUAUGUUCUUCAGCGCUGUUGCCAGGCAUGUGGAUAACUAUCCCACUAACAUCAGCGAUGGAAGGUUCAGUCUUCGCAACACUGUGAAGAUACUGAGAGAUAUCAACGUGGCCAAUCGGCAUGUUGACGAGCAGGAGUUCCUCAGAACCGGUCACCCGCUGGCCCCGCGCUUCCGCAUGAUCAUCGACCCAACGGAUGACUACACAGCGCUGGACAUCAUGCGGAAGAUGAACCUGGUGGAUAGCCACAAGACGCAUGUCAUACACAUGAGCAACCUGUCUGGGGAUGAAGAUGAGCUGCACAGUGCAGAGAUCCUGGCCAGAAUCCGCCGCUUCUUGGAAAUGGACUGCACCAUCGUGCUCGUUGAAACGCGUCGUGUUCAUGGCAGUCUGUACGAGCUGCUGAACCAGACGUUCCGAGUCAUUCACAACGAUGGUGGCCGGCACAUCUACGCUAACAUUGCCGUCGGUGCCACAACUUACCCGUGCCGUGUCAACCCGCACUUCCAAUGCGUGGUCAUACUCAAGCACACCGAAAUGGAAGACUCGCCCACGCCGUUCCUGAGUCGAUUUUCCAAGUUUGUGCUGCGACCAAUGGACGCCAUGCAGUACGCACUCAACAACGUGGAUCCCAGCGAACUUAGCACCAUUGCCGACAUCCGCGAUCGCUGCAAAGGGUUCAUGGAGCAAAUGGGGUCACGCAACUUCUACGGCUGCAACAUGGAGCUGACUCCGAACGCGCUAAUGAUCUCUCACUUGCACAGCACGGUCAACGAUCGAUUCACCUUUGUGCCUGUCACGUCAUGCACUGCGGAGGUACGCGAGCAGUUCAAGGCGUCGGUGGUCGACGACGCACAGCUCUCCGUGCGAUCUCUGUGUGCACGUCUUCUGCAGCUGUUACCUACGGAGCACUUUGUUCUUGGUCUGAAGACGCUGAACGACCCGGCCGCGUAUUUGACCAUCUAUUUCGACAUUUUGGAGCACUUCAGUUUGCAGCACAUCAUCUCGGUGAUCAACAAGCGCGCCCUGCAUCAAUCGCAUAGUAUGUCAGCGGUAGCCAGCGGGAUUGUCAGUGUCAACAAGUUCAUGAUCUAUACACGCUCAUCGCUGGCUGUAUCUCGACUGGCUGGCCAGCCGAGUGAGUACUUUGGCAAUGAAACGGCAACCAAGCUAGAGAUUGCAGAUACGAGUACGUUCCGAAAAUGCAGUGAGGCUGAGGUCUUCCUGGAGAAAUUUGUCAAGUCGCAGAAAACGUGUGCCAUUCUCUUGGUGGACACAUCAAACGGUGUUUCGUCAGCUAUGUCCAUAGCCCUAUUCAAGCAUCUCAUCAACGAAGCCGCGGUAUCCCUGCGCACGUCUGUAAAUGUGCCUGCGAAAAGCUUUGUCCUGCUGCUGCACUCUCCGCUGUACAUUCCCAGCUCCAAGCGGGCGUACCCGUGUCCUCUUCUAGACGGCUGGGACUGCUGUUUCAUGGACUUGCCGGGUGGUGUCAACGUGCCUCUGAUGAAUGUCAAAGCUCUGGCCAAGUCGUGUGCCCUGCAUGGCUUAGCUAGAUCGCCCGAGGGAAAUGAACAGCAUUCUGAUGAUGUUGAUGAAGCCAGAGAAUCUGAGCACCUAGCUGCCUCCUUGGAGCACGGGCUAAUGAACAUCAAGGAGGAGCUGUCUCGCGUCUUCUGUAGCCGAUUAGGCAAUAUCAACACUCCAGCAGACAUUGUGUCAUCAUUGGAACCACGUGACCUCAUUCCGCUUUACACACCAAGCGGAAGACUUUCUCCGGGCUCUGGCCUAACCGCAUCCAGCCUGUCUGAGCGGUCAAGAACAGUCACGUUCAUCCUGACCCAGUAUCCGUCCAUUCUCAAGCACAUUGGCCGACGUCUCUUCCAUCGAUUCACGCCUCAGCGCUCGUUCCAGCUUCUGGACAGACUGGCAAAGCAUGUUGCUCAGCGAAAGUCCUUCUUUAGCUUUGCCGAUCUGGUGGAGAUGCAUAUGCGACCGGAGCUGGAGAAUAUCUUCCAGAAGGUGAUGGUCACCCUGUGCAAGGAUUUCGGAUUGGCAACGCUGAUCCGCAGCCAGGUGCCAGAGGCGACGCUCGGGACACUGCUGGGUCUGAUCCCGCGCAUGACGGUGCAGGAUGAGCGGAGCUACAACCAGCACCUCUGCUCCAUCUCCUGCGCUGGUCGGGUGGUGGAAACGCCGCUGUUCGCUCAGUGGAAGCACCGUGUCGAGUCGUUCAUCAGGAACAUUGAUAUGGAAGAGCCGACGGCUUGUGAUCUGCUGCACAAACGUGUGAAGAACGAUGAGUGUCUGGGUCAGCUGAUUGAGUGUGAAGACCUGAUGGACAAAUACAUGACAGACCUGAUAGCCACUGUGUGCAACUGGACUGGUAGCAUGAAGGCUGUGAAAACCGCCAAGAUUUACUUGACACUGAAGUUCAAGGAGCACAAGGAGAGUGCGCCGGAGGACUGCGAUCGACUUUCGCACAUGCACUAUGUGCUGCACAUGGAUGAACGCUCGGACGUGCUGCUAGUUCUGCACGGUUCCGGAGCUCUUGAGCACCUUCUAGAACCCGGAGACUUUGAUGCCGAUCAGUAUGUCCUGAGUCAAAAGACUACAACUGACAGCUACUUGGACCAGUUUGCGGAGUGUCUGUUCCGGAAUUUGUGGAGCCACUUGACCAGCCUGAAGCAACGCCUGGGCACUGAUGAAUGGUGGAGCUACAUGACAAGGUGGCGGCAGAGCUAUCGAUUCAUUACCGAAUUCUUCAAGCCAACCGACACAGCACUGCUGUCCAAUGAACGAGAUGAACACGCUGGAGUCCAGGAAGACUUUUUCAAUGCGGUGCAGAGAGUAUACUCCACUCAAGCCCCCUUGCUACGCUUGAUGGUCGCGGCAGACAUCUUCUUUGGCUCGCACACGCUAUGCAAGACCGAUGAUGCAGUGCGGGCGCUUUUGGAGACCAUUUCGCGGCUCAAAUCAGAAGGUCUGACCACACCAUUGGACGUUGUCAAGCAAAUUGUCAGCACCCUAUCCGGCAAAUGUGAUGAAGCAGACCGAACUAGCCUGUAUCUGGAAUAUCUGAAGUGGAUAUUGCACUCUCUGCUGAAGUGUGAGAGUAGCAAAGUGCUAACUUACGUGCUUCAGGCAAUCAACCAGACAGCUGAGGAGAAGGUGAAGAUGACGUUUGAAACAGCCACACAGCUCUUCAUGAUGAUCACCACUCAGCAGAAACAGUUGGGUGCUCGGGAUGACGUACUGUGCAUCUUCCUAGAGGAUCAAGUCAGCAAGGAACUGCUCCGUGAUGCGGCGCCGAGAUGCCUUGAGCAGGAGUUCAGUGCCGGCAUCUACAUACCAGGCCUGUAUAUUCCGAAAGACUUUCCAGAAGCAGCAUUGCCCGCACGACCCGAGGUGAUCAAAGGCAUCCUUAGCAUGCAACUCGCCCAUGUGUUCUACUCAUUCAUGUGCCAGCAGCAGGAGAAGCGACACAUCGAGUUCAACGAUCGCGUGACCGAUGCUGAUCCAGCUGGCAGCACAAUAACAGCGCAGAACUUUAGUCCUGGUCUGAUGCUCCGCUUUGCUGCGUUCACACGGGUUGCGUUCAGUGCAGCAGCCACGAAAAUCGCUUCACUGGUGGAGGCACCGGGCGGGCCAGAGUCGGCUGACGAUGUUGAGGGUAAGGUAGCCGCGCUGAAACCUUUACUGAACAGCUUGUGUGGCAAGCAUGCGAAAUGCGAUGCCUGGCUUUCCUUCCUGGUGUCCCGUCUUCUGUCCACGCAUCCUGCGCAGACCUUGAUCCGACUUCUCAAAAUGUUCGACGGAGACUGGGUGGCGAAGUGUUUGCAGAUGGUUGGCGGCAGUGUCAGUUUCAGUCAGAAUACAUUUGUCUUCAUGCAAGUCAGCAGUGCGGCCAGGGAAGAUGACAAGCUGCCAGGCACGCAUGACAAGUACCAGGAAUUCUCUAGCAUGUUUGAAGCAAGCGUGGCAGCCGAUAACAACUUCAAAGCCAUCAAAGAGUGGUAUACGCAACACAGCAGGCCAAAUGCACCCAAGCUCAUCCCUAACAUGGAAUCCCGCCACUGCGCCUCCAUGUUCAUUUUCCUGAAGGUGUACCGUGAUUACUUCAUGGAAGAGGAAAUGGAUAGGGUGAGGACCUUGGGCCAAGCAUUGCCAUUGACUCCGUUGCUGCGUGACAGCCUUCGGUUGCUGUGCCGUGGAUGUACUGUUGCAGUUCCAGAUCUUAAAGCAAUAUUCAAGGCGGGCAAGUGCCCAACACCGGAGCUGCAGUACGCACGAGACAUCAUCGUCCACUGCUUGGCGUACAUCCUUGCUACUGGCCAGCCUGGCAAUCAUCUCACGACUUGUGUCUACACACCUCGUGAUUUCCACAAGACACUGCUGUUUGGUGCUGUCAAUUACCGUGGCUACAUUGAUCCGGAUCCGACUGGCGUUCGCAUUGACUGCUGCUGCCAGUUUGAUCACGAUGGUAAACCAACGUAUCUGGCUAGCUCCGCGCAAACAAUACCUGUUGCUCUAACUCCACUGGGUACGCAUCUCAACGCACUGCUGACAUUCACCGGCCUCUGUCUGCACGGCGUUACACAGAGUAACACUGCAGCGGACACACUGGAGGCUGUGCUGACGGAGAGUGACGUCCAGACCGAGUGUUCCAGGGCCGGCAGCUUUCUGCAGCAGGCGCUCCAGUUCUGUCUGAACCGCAUCGUGCAGCUUCACUAUCACCUGUACCACGAUGACAGUCGACUAAACCCGGACAGUGGCCUGGGCAUGGUGAUCUCGUCGCUGGAAAGACUGCUACAUCUUCAAAGCACGUCCAGUGCACAGCAGCUGAAGCCAUUCUACCCGGCCGAUGAGAGAACAGUAGGUCUGCGUCAGGAGUCCGAGGCGUUCUUCCAGAAGGAAGUCGUCGACCACACACUGCAUCUGAUAUGCGUGCGACUGCAGCGCGGUACAUCUGACGGCGAUCAGGUGGCCGCUUUCAGAAAGCUACACCGUCCUAGCCUGAGCAUGGCGGAUGUGCAAGGUGCUGUUGCGAGACUCAGCACAAGCCAGGACGCGGCUCAUCCCGUCCUGCACGGUCUGCUUGGCAAUCUGGAGGCGUUCCAGUCGCUGCGCUACGCCACGGACAUUGCCAACUUCUACAUGCUCCUCCAUCGCUAUCUAGCCUGUCAUGUCUCCGAGGCGGAAUCACAGAAAUUCAGUUUCUCGGAGGCUGUUGCCACGCUGAACCAGAACAGGCGGCAUCAAGACCGACUCCGCAAGUUCUUCAAGAAAGCACUCGAGAGCUUCAACAAAUUCCACAACAGAAUCGGUGGCACGCUGCAGCCUGGCGCUUGUAGCACGCGCGUAAGGUAUGAGGCUCUGGAUGACGACAACCCUAUUCACUACAUGAUCAGCACGCAGGCUGAAGAUGAAGGCGACAUUCUCUUCAGGGUGAUGCAGGAGAUUCUCCGCCACCAAGACCUGUUCUUGGUUAAGUGCCAGGAGGUGAAAGUCCAAGGCAGCAACGAGGCAUUGCGCUACAGUCUCCAAGCCGGCCAGUUUGAAGAUAAAAUCUCAAUGCUGCAGGUGGCCAGCUAUGGUGCCGGUCUUCUGCGCGUGUCCAGCGACGACAUGGAACAGACUUGCCUGAUGCAUAGUCAACUGGUGCAGGAUGCUGAUGGUGUGUGGCAGUCUAAGUUCAACCUGGCUGCUAUCGAGCAGUCGCUGGUGCAGCAGUAUGUCAACAGUGCGCGCAUCGUUGACCUAGCAAACUUCCGUGUUCAGUUCCGCUUCCGUGAAGAUCAGUCCGAGCAGAGCGUACUGUACUUGGAGCCACUGGCCGCAGACCUGCCAACAAGGAUCUUCCAUCAAGAGCUGGACCAUCAUAGCCGUGAUGCCAUCAGCCAGGAACUCAAGCGGCAGCACUAUCAAGAGUCGCUCAAGGUCCUGCAACACUUGGUGACAGUGUCCACUGAAGUCGUGAUGCUGAAGCCCACGUCGGAGUCGCGCGAAGGCGUGCAUGCAGAAAUGGAGAGAAUCGGGCAGAUGAGGCUGGACGACUUCCUUGAACAGCAGCAAAUGCCAGCGAUGAAGCAGUCACUCUCUGCCAUCUCGAAUCAAGACAGUGUGCGGAUGUGCCACAUUGUUGAUCUGUACACAGCUGUCAAAGAGCACCUUACGGGGCAUGAGUAUCUCUACAUGCGCAUUCCACACUUGCUCAAGGAGAAAAUGGAGAGUAGCCUUGAUGAGAAGGUAGAAAAGGCACUGGACGACUACUUCUACGAGCAGUUGGGCGAGCUAGCUCUGCUGAGCAUCAUUGAUAUUGCUGAUGAAGCUCUUAGUGUUCUUCAGGACUCUGUGCCCCAUGUGCAGAACUACCCGGGCAAUUCCCUGAAGGAAACACUGGAUGUGCUUGGUGUCCUGGAUGCGGGAGAUGUUCUCUCUCGGCUGCCGGACGAUGUUCGUGGACAGCACCUGAAGGAAGUGAUGGCAAAGCUGGUGAGGCACGGCUGCACGGCACGAGAGAAGCAAGUUGAGAGACGACAAGAACGCGCAGUGUGGCUGGAAUGGGACGGAGAAGUGCCCAAAGCUCCCGGGUGGCUCCAAGUCGAGGCUCAGGUUGACUACUCGUGGAAUGAAUUUGAUGAGCUGGAGGGUUUGAGCAUAUCCAGCCAAGAACAGGAAGGCAUGGAGUCCCCGUCACACGAUCAGUAUGAAGACUUUGACUCAUUGCCAGAGGCUAGGAAUUUCUUGGACAGACAAGGUGAUGAAGAACUCCCCCCGGGUGCUGGCAAUGCAAGAGAGGAUGAUGCUGCUGAUCCGAUAAUAGGUAUUGAUAGUAGUAGUGAUGAUGAUCAUGAGGAUGAAGGAUUUGUAAUGGUGAACAAUGAAUUAGAAGGGCCUCAUCCAGUUGAAAACACACAACAGCCGCUUGACCAGUAUCCAGAGAAUGUACACCCACAACAGCAGCCGCAGCGACGACCCCGACCUCCGUCAUUGAGAAAUGCCCCACCGGCGGGACGUCUGUCGUCUUCUGGUAGUGGUGAUGGAUUCCGUUCGGCCAGCUUAUCGCCGCGGACGCAAUCACCUCCACCGACCAUUGCACAGAGGCAGCCAUCACCGGCAUUGCAACAGCCACCACCUCGGCAGCCACCGACUGCACGUCAGUUGCCACAUAAUAUCGGUCAUGAAUCACAGGAGCAUGUUCCCGGCGGUGUACAGCAGCGGCAGCAGCCCAUGUGGCAAAGCAGCAUAGACGUGCUCUCACAAUCACAUGACAGUGCGCUGCCAGUCCAGCAACAGCAGCGUCAGCAUCAGCAGCAAUCUUCAGACAUGAUGUACGCAAGCUUUGCCGACAGCGGACAAGCAGCAUCCGCUGCCUCGCAGCGCCCAGUCCCCGUGCCACGAGCUAGGCAAAGAAAGUUACCUCCAGGACAAGUCACCAGCACUAGCGGUGCACCCAGUACAGAUGUUGGCAGCGGUGGCACUGCUGUUGUCUCUACUGCAAUUGAGCAAGACCACUCGAGGCAAACUGGGCAAGAUAGUCAAGUGGAGAGAUCAACAGUACGUCCUUACUCGCCGACGCACUCUACAUCGCCAGGACCUGCCCCGCAGUCGGAAGUAAGAAGAGCACCGUCAGUGCCCAGCGCAAGAAUGCCUGCCCUUGAAGAGAAUGUAGCAUUGCACCGUGAUGGUCUUGAUCCUACUGCAGAAGGCACCGGUGAAAGUAACACAAGCAGCAUUUACAUUCUGCCAAACUCUGAUGACGACGACUUUGAUGAGAGCAUUGUUGUGUUACAGCCAAGCAGGGGCAAUGUGAGUGACACACAAGAGCAGCUAGAACCACAGUCAACAGUAGUCAACCAGGAGCUGAGCAAGAAGCUGAACGUUCAGGCACUGGCCCAGUCUGACACGCCCCGACUCUCACUUUCAACACAAGAGCUACCGCUAACCAUGCCGUGUUCUGCCAUCACCAACGCCCCGCGUGGAAUCUCACGCCGCCAGCUGGUGCUCCGUGGUGACUCCACUUCGGAACAGGAGCCCGUCAAGUACGGCGGUGUUCGUGGCAAGGUUCUGCAGAAAGCCUGCAAGACGUUUGAGGUAGAAGAAAGCACGGUCCUGAUUGCCGACUGUAAUGGGUAUGUGCUGAAGGACACUGAGGAUCCUGCCAAGCACGUCACCACCAAUCUGUGUGUCUACUAUGUGGUCAAGGCGGAGAACACCAUCGAGGUCACCUUCCACCUGCAUGGAGCUGCUGCGGACAGCAGCGCACAGGUGCGCACCAUGCAAGCACAGUUUGAGAAUAUCGCUUCUCUAUCCCUGCUGUGCACGACCGCACUGCGUCUAUUCGGCUUCACCUCGCCCAUCCGUGCAAUUCUAUGUAGCAGUGACGGUGUCGUGUUUACUGACGAGUCACUUCAAGGUCUACUCCAGUCGCACAAGGAGACUGCACUCCACUUACACACUGGAAGUAGUCAGUUAGUAGCUGUUUUCUCCGAUGUGGUUGGUAUCAGCGCGCCACUAUCAAGUGUGCUCCACUCUGCAGUAGAGGAUUACCUUGCCAGCAGUCUGAUGGAUCGUGCCAACUCUGCUUUCUACCCACCUCUGUCUAGCUUGCCUGCAGACUGCACUGAAGCUCAGGUCAUGUUUGUCCUUGAUGCUGGUGCAAUGUGCGACACGACAGUGGUGUGCGGACAGCGUCAGGUCACUCUGGAGCUUGUGAAGUGUACACGUGUUGAGCUGCUUCAUCGAGAGCUGCACGACUGGUUUUCUGUGGGCGAUCCUCACAGUAUGCUGACCUGGACGCCUAGCGAUGGGAUUGAGCAGGUGGUACCCGAUAUGUCCAUCUUACACCAGUACACGACUACCCAGAGUAUCUCCCCUGCUAACCACGAGUGCCGCAUGUCACUGCUUGUUGCAACAGCGCCACCGCACAAUGUUGUCGUUGAUGUGAGUGUCUUUCAAAUGCUGAGGACAAGCAUAACCGUGGAUGUCCACCAACGCACGGUUAAAGAUCUGGUCAAGGAACUGUCUCGCCAGCUGAGACUGACUGCCGAAGUGGAAGCGUUGGCCUCUCUGAUUGACACGUCUACUAUGUGUGAGCUACUAGAGAGCUCCCUACUGGAACCCAGUCUCCCACUGCUGCCUCAGCCUGCACUUCACCUAGCCUUACAGACAAGACGGGACAUGUUUACUGUGACUAUCCGUGCACAGGAUCAUGAGCAACAAGCUGAUAGCAAGGCCCUGACAUUGGUAGCUGCGGACAGCAUCACUGCGCAGCAUCUGCUUGGUAAGGCGUCACAUUUGCUGGAACUCACACACUACUUCCAGCAAUCGAGACCUGUUGGAGUCGCUUCAGACAGUGGAAUAUGGCUUCCAGGUGCCAUGCCUCUUGCACGCCUGCCACGAGAGGAUGACGGGACUGUUGUAAGAAUUGGCGUGCUCGACUAUGCCGAUUGUUGUGUUGUUCGGCUGAAGUUCCCAAGUGAGCAGUUUGGUUUGUUUGCAGUGCCCAUGGCAGUGGCAACUGGUGAACUGUUGAAGCUAGCAGCUCAAAUUGCUUCUUCCGAAAGUUCCCUAUGUUCUCUGCUGGUGGAGCAGAAGAGCUUAAUAAACACCCAGACAACAGCAACAACUGCCAUGAGCAUGCUCGAGUUUUUAACGCAACUCAAGCAGGAUCACGACUUGCCUGGCGUUGAGACAUUGGGCACAUCGUCUCAUCCAUUGGAAUGCGAUGUGUCGCUAUCUGUGCCGCAAAAUGCUGCUGCGACUGGUAUGGCAAUGUCUGAUGGCCUGCAGCUAGCUAUGGCCGAUGCUAGUGUCGGACAGACAGAUGACACAAUCCCAGUGAGGAUAGCUCUGUUGCAUGACCCGGACACUGUACAGGAAGUGCAUGUGCCUGCGCAAACCUCCAUCUCUAAGUUCUACAGCAGUCUCUGCGAGAGCCUGGGUCUGAACCCAUCUGAGCAGCACUCACUUUACGCUCAGUCCCUGGAUUCCGAGCAACCGGAGCACAUUGAGAUAGAGAGCGAUGACGAUGGAGAUGACGGAGAGGGAAAUGAAGACACCAUGAUCAGCAGCCUGUUGACAAGUGGCUACACGUCUAAUUUCUACAUCGAAGCGCCAGCUCUUUCUAGUGUGCACCGCUUGCAACCUGCCGAGGCAUCUUUCAUUCGACUGCCCAGCAACACUCUGUCACUUUCUGAAGAGACAUUUGAAAUCAUCGCCCCGACUACUCUCGCGGCUGGCAGUACCACUAAUACGCUGAGUGUGAAAGUGCAGUUGCUUGGUGAUGCAGCUAGCAUUGUUCAGCUUCAAAUUUCUAUGACGGCCGUGUUCUCCGACCUGAUUGGAUUGGCAACGGAACAUCUGAGACCUGGUCAUACCUGCACUGCCCUGUCUGUGGACGGCGAAGACAUAGAGCUUGGCGAAGAGGAGCUGUCAUCGCCGCUGACCGACAUACUAGACGGCAGUCAACUUGUGGAGCUCACGUUCACAUCCUAACCUUCCGCAGGUUGCUGACCACACCGUCUGUUUGCCAUACCGCAGCGUCACAAUCACUUUCACCAGCUUGCACCUAGCCAGUGAGCUUGCAACAAUAUUCUUCCAAACAAGACUCCAGUAUGCUAUUUCAUGAAUUUGUUUUGAAAGCGGUCUCUGCAUGUUUUUCUUACUUUCAUGCUGCAUUUUGUUGACUUCACUCAUUCUGCCCAUGAUUCUUUAUUGAGAGACUCAACCUGAACUGCAGUGUGUUUUACUUUUCUUCGAUUCGACUGCGUUACACGUUUGCUGUGCUUUGGCAUUUGGACUUUCUGCGAUUGCAGCUCUGCAUGUGUGUCUUGCCUUGACUGGUGGACGAUCUUCUUACGCUGUGUUGUUCUGCAGUGUGCUGUGUACUCGAAGUAGCUUCCCAGUUUUUCUGCAUUGCAGUGUUCUGCCUUGUGUUGCCCUGCCUGGCAUUGUCUGGCCUUGCAUAGCCCUACGUUGGCAACAUAUUUCAAGUUUCAGCUGGCUUUCUUCUUUUAAUAUCAUUGUCUUGCCCCACUUAAAGCAGUGUGCUCUGUGGUCAAGUGCCAAUUUUUGACGUGCACAAUGUAUUCCAAUGCCUCGUUUGCUAGCUUUUUUGAAAUAUUUUUUAGAAGGACUUUUUCAAGAACUCUCCCUAGAGGACCCAAUGUACUGUUUGCCGCAGUUUCUCAUGCAUGGCUUGCCACCGCGGCUUUCUGUUCACUUUUUUUUGAUGCUGUUCACUUUUUCGCCAGUCGCGGUUGCCUGCUUUCCUUCGCUCAGCUUGCUUUUCCAAGUCUGCCUCGCCGCCGCAUUCAUAGUAUUGUAUGCCUGUUUGUGCCUUUGCCACACACUGCACAUGCACAUGUACGCUCAUGCAAGAUGAUGCAAGAUGUUUUUUUCCCUAUUCAAGUUCCAAAUUUAGAUCCUUGUAUUCAUUGAAUGAACUACUACUAGUAGGAGUUUUCCUUCUUUUUUUCCUUUUCGAAUCAUAUUUUUUAAACAAUCAUGAUUGACAUUUAAAAAGA
This is a messenger RNA of Sycon ciliatum, 22633 nucleotides long. RefSeq lists its product as uncharacterized. Bases 273 to 21602 code for a protein of 7109 amino acids. Gene Ontology annotation, molecular function: protein binding; ubiquitin-protein transferase activity; ATP hydrolysis activity. NCBI's taxonomy places the organism in Eukaryota, Metazoa, Porifera, Calcarea, Leucosolenida, Sycettidae. The record is from RefSeq and is a predicted model, not a curated record. The transcript is spliced from 10 exons.